AAUUACUUCUGCUAUCACAUGCUAAAAUUAGAUUUCGGGAUCCGAAGCAUCCUCUGCUGUCGGAAUCAAAUCAGACACUUCCAAUUCCCUCACCACAAUUCUAUCGCUUCCCACGGAAAAGUCCGAAGCCGACGUUGCCACCCCCGCUACUACCUCCGCCGAUGGUGCCACCAUAGUUCACAAACUCAAGAUCCCAUUUUGAAAAGGUACGUUCUUGAUAAAAUCCGAUCCGAUCCUUUAAUCUCUGCUUAGAUCCACACGUUUGCAAAAGCUAUGAACUCCAAUUACGGUAGAGGUUCAUCAGGUUCGCUGAAAAGCUUCGAUUUUGAUCUCGGUCUCGGAUCGGGCCGACCCAAAUCCCUAAAUGACCAAAAGAACAAAACCACAUCUUCGUUUUCAUCUUAUUCAUCAACAACAUCUGCACAAUCGAAGCCUGCGUGGCAACCGAACAACCCGUCGUGGACCCACCAACCGGCCGCGAAUCAGGCCAACCAAUCUGGGUUAUCUGGACCCAAUUCCAUGGUGGGAGACAUCUUUGGGAAGAGUUGGACCUCUUCGGGUCCUUCGGGGGGUAAUAGUUCUGGGAUUGGAAUUGUUAACAGGAACCCUAAUUUGUUUGGGGAUUUGGUUAGCUCUGCUUUGGGACAGGGCAAGAGUAAUAGUAAUGCUAAUGUUCCUUUGAAAAAUGCAAAUCCCACUUCUAAUUCUUCGAGUAAAAGCCCGUAUUCAAUGGGGAAUUUGGCUGAUUCGUUGCCAAAAAGUACUGGCAAUUGGGGAACUUCUGGUGCAUAUAAUAAUAGCAGUGGUAGUAGUAAUAUUAAUUUCAAUAUUAAUUAUAGUAAGACUCAGAAUCUUGGGGAUCCUUCAAUGAAAAGUAUGGCUGGAGGAGUGGGAGGAGUUGGAGGUGGAAGUGGGAGUGGUUCGAAGGACCCUUUUGGUUCUCUGGUUGAUUUUUCGUCAAAACCAUCAGGUAGUCUUAAUAGUAAUAAAGGAAAUAAGGUGAAUGUUGUGGGUGAUGCAUUUGGGGAUUUUCAGAAUGCUUCAAAACCGAGCAAAACUGCAUUUCGAUCUAGUGAUUUUGGUUCGAGUAAUAAUAAUUUUAUGGGGUCAAAUAUGGCUUCUGGUUUGAACAUGGAUAAUUUUGGGAUGCCUGCAAAGAAUGCUGGAUCUCAAAGUCAAACAACUGUUCACAGCUCGGGUGGUGAUCCUCUGGAUAUGUUCUUUUCAUCAUCUUCAGCUUCGGCUGGAGGUGCUACACAAGCAUCUAGUGGAGGUGGAGGGCAGCAAUUUUCGGGAGUUGAUGAUUGGGGGUUGGACUCUGAGUUUGGGGGAGGAGCAGGAGGAACUGAUGAAGGUGGUUCAACAACUGAGCUUGAAGGGCUUCCUCCUCCCCCAGCUGGGGUCACAGCAUCUUCUGCAAAGAGCAAGGGUAUCGACAACCAGAAGCAAGGCCAGUAUGCUGAUGCCAUUAAGUGGCUGUCCUGGGCAGUGAUACUUCUUGAGAAGACAGAUGAUAAGGCUGGCAUCAUGGAGGUUUUAUCAUGUAGGGCUUCAUGUUAUAAAGAGGUUGGGGAGUAUAAGAAGGCUGUAGCUGACUGUUCAAAGGUGCUAGAGCAUGAUGACACCAAUGUGUCUGUCCUUGUACAGCGUGCACUCUUGUAUGAAAGCAUGGAGAAAUACAAACUUGGGGCAGAAGAUCUGAGAACUGUUCUGAAGAUUGAUCCUGUUAACAGGAUUGCAAGAAGUACUGUCCAUCGCUUGGCUAAAAUGGCGGACUAGAAGGUUUUAUGAUUCUUUUGUUUGCAAUAACUUCUUCAGUUAGGUUGAUAUCUUUUCCCCUCAUACCAUGAAGAGAAUUGUGGGGAAUAAUAAUGUUUUUCCUAGAUACGUGGUCUUUCAAUAUAUGUGGCAUUGUGGAAGGUUUACAUGUA
Durio zibethinus is the source of this 1931-nucleotide messenger RNA. RefSeq lists its product as uncharacterized. The record is from RefSeq and is a predicted model, not a curated record. Lineage: Eukaryota; Viridiplantae; Streptophyta; Magnoliopsida; Malvales; Malvaceae. Gene Ontology annotation, molecular function: protein binding.